This is a messenger RNA of Dissoconium aciculare CBS 342.82, 3431 nucleotides long. RefSeq lists its product as uncharacterized. Bases 183 to 3257 code for a protein of 1024 amino acids. Lineage: Eukaryota; Fungi; Ascomycota; Dothideomycetes; Mycosphaerellales; Dissoconiaceae. The transcript has 2 exons. The record is from RefSeq and is a predicted model, not a curated record.
CUGCACACGCCGUAGCAUUGGAAUCCUGUGAUGUUACUGAUCAAGUCGCGCGUCUAUGAAAGUGGACGCUCGAGCAUACGGUCAACUCCCGAUCGCAAGUUGAUCAGAGUUGAAUUUUGCCUGCGCCUUCAAGGAGAUCGCACACGGCUUCUUCGAAAGAAUCCAUCGCAGACCUGCAAGUCAUGCCAUCGUCACGGCCGGGGCGCCGUGUGCGUACCGCAACAGCCCUCGCCUUCCUGGCAGUUAUAUCUGGCGCAAGGGCCGAAGGAGCUAUUGGUGACUUCAUAUUACAAGGCCUAGGGGCGACCCAAGAUGCCGUCCCGACUUUGACGGUUUCGACUGCACACAGCGUCGCCACCGAACGUGCUUCCUUGAGUCUCUCUGCUGCCCUGACCACGCCGAGUCUACCUGGCGGUAACGGCGUGGCUGCGGCGAAAUACACCAAAGUCUCAUCAGGAUCAUCGGCACGCAGUUCAUACGUCGGUGAAAGUGUUCAAAAGACAACGAUUUUGAGUCCUACGAGUUCCAGUAACCCAACGACAACAACUAUCUUCGACAAUAGGACACCCGUUCCGACCUGGACGGUCCCCGCGAAUGGCUCCGGAACGGCUUAUGCCUCCGCGUGUCUGUCUGAACAAGCACUUUUCCAAGAAUUAUACAGCUUGUCCAAGCUUCCACUUUUGCCGACACGUAUUUACAACACGUAUUCGACGAGCCAUUUCACCGCCUCAAUCACCACUCUUUGUGACGGUACACCACGUGUCGCCGGUUCCUUGACGUUUCAAUCUGUAUCAACAUGGUCAAACUUCUACCCUGACAGUCUCCCCGUAGCACCCUCAUGUUCGGUUCAGAGCACGGACUGUGAUGCAGUUUGCGGCAGUCUGAAGAUGACCAGGUCCUCUUGGCUGUCACAGAAUCUGGUCACUUUGGCCGUUCCUGCAACCCCCACUGUGAUAACAAUAGCCAAUGCUGCCGACACGACCGUGCUCACUAUUGCUACUGCGCCAAUCACGGCAGCGCCCACUCUGACCUUAUUCAAUACCACAUAUGCUCCAGCCAACAACAGUGGAACAUUUUCUUGGUACUUCAGGCCCCCACCAGCGAGAAGCAUACAGGGUCCCGUCGAAUUGGCAGCUGGUGGUUCAGCUACGGUAUCACGACCCGACUCACCGUCUCCGCCCGAUUGUCAAAUGGUAUCCUGCGCCGGCGUCCCAAUGUAUUUCACGACUCGAGGGACCACGGCAUGCCCUGAGAAGUGCCAGAUUGCCGCGCAAUCAGCGGAGAUAAUACGCUUCUCCAUAACGGAGCCUGUCUCCCGAGAUAUGUGCACAUCCAAACCCCCUAAAUCGCUGGGUCAGUAUUGCUUGGGUGGCACUCAAAUCAUGAUAACGAGCGACGCGGACUAUUCGUGGUACGAUUGCAGCUACCCCCCUCUCAACGCAACGUCUACUACAGAAGUGAAUGCGGGGCCGUAUGCAGUUUACUCCGGAAUGACCUACUACCAGAAUCGCGUUUAUGUUUCACUGAAAGGAGCAGGAGCAUACGAUUGCAAUGGCCAAAUUGGCCCUCUGAUAAAUACAGUCCUGACGCUCCACUCUUCCGAACUAUACUCCGUUUGUCGAACAGACGCUGUUUGGGCCACGGCCUUCCCUUACAAUUAUGGCGAUUUCGAAAGCCCCGUGCCAGCCAGCGCUUGGAACUGUCAGCCGUGGUGUGCAGACUUGGCCAAUCCUUUUGAUUGGGCAGGAAAGGCGGGAUAUUCAGAGAUAUUUGCUAGCGGACAUCGAUGGCGCGUCGCUCCGCCUCACUCAUGGAAAAAGGAUGCAGGUCAAUGUCUAGUCGGACUCAUUGCGGACGAAAUUUACCGACCAAUGAUUGCGAUUCCGACGCAGCUCCGAGCCGUACACCCAGAUUGGGAUGCCUGCUCCCUCGAUCUGUUUGGGAUCUACGAUCCACCGAUCGUGCUCACAGCCCAAGCUACUGCCGCUGCUGCAACCUUGGCACCAUUUUUGCAGACAACUGCUGCCAAUCCAGCACCGGGUAUCGCGACUAGCCUGACGCCUGCGAAGGCUACUGCGACAGCGCAGGCGCCUACGGCAUCGCCGACCUUGUCUCAGCAUGCGGCACAGUUCACAUUCGACCCAGAAGCUGACAGUCUGCCCGCGGCCGCUUCGUCAGACACAGCACCGCUAGAGAUCGCAAAAGCGCCGCUCACUAUUUCUGCGAUGGUCAUUCCUCAACUCGUGCCGCCAUCGACAUUAAUCGCACCGGAUUUGGCCACUGCUCCUGCCACUAUUAACUCUCUGCCGACUUUUGCAGAUUCGAAUCCUACUACACCAGCCAGUGGACCAUCGAAUGGCAACGAACCGUCUCCUGCUUCAAUGACCGCUUUCGCUAUUGGUUCUCAGACUGCUCGGCCAGGAGGUCCAGCUGUGACUGCCAGCGGAACCAUAUUCUCGGCGCUACCUUCGGGAGCCGGAGUGCAGGUUAUCGUUAGCGGCCUGACAUCUACGCUCGGCAUCGCUGCCCCUGGAAUCUCAGCUCCCUUAUUACAAGCCGGAAACAUUCUCAUUAAUUCGCAGACACUCUUGCCGGGUGGGACCCCUGUUACUCAGGCCGGCACAAUCUGGUCUGCUUUACCCUCCGGCAAUGGCGUUCAAAUUGUGGCCAAUGGCAAAACCUCCACUGUCAUUCCCCAAGUUCCUGGGAUUACAGCUACGGCUUCCCUUAAGGCUGAUAUUCAUAUCGGUUCACAAAUACUAACUCCCGGCGGUCCUGCUAUCACCUCAGCCGGCACUACCUGGUCUGCUCUGCCCUCCGGAAGCGGCAUACGGAUUAUCGCUAAUGGCCACACUUCUACUAUCGGGCCUAUCGCCCUUGCCAUCGCGCCAGCCCCGGUUCCUACGAACGAUCCCGGAUCCGGCGAACACCAUUCUACUACUGCCGCAAACAACAACUCUACCAGCCCGACUACCUCAGCUCUAGCACUCCGCCCAGUCGGUCCUGCUAGCCAAUCCGCCUGGACUAUUGGCGGUAACCAUAUCAUUACCGAGGGCCAGGCCUGGACAGCCAACGGCACCAUAUUUAGCGACAUUUCCGGCACGCUCUUCACCGGACUUGCGUCGUCCUCGAUAAGCACAGCUCUUGCUACGGUCAUCAAGCAAGGUGCUACAGUACAUGUUCGAGACCUCAGCUGGGGAUCGACGGUCGCCGUAGGACUUUGUGCGCUCAGUGGAGUGCUGGCCGUAGUCUUAUAAUUGACAUAAAUGAUUGAGAUAUACAUCCUAAAAAGCUACGUUUCUGCUGCAACUGGAUUACAGUGGUUUUGGGUGGCAGGGAAUUUCAUCGCAUAUAGAGCUUUGUUGUAGGAAAUUAAUGAAUCACGUCUACCAACUCUUCGCAAACGUCGAGCCUGAAUUUCAGUGAUGAGC